AGGGGUGAUGUGUAAACGUAGUCAGUGACACUCAGUGAUUUUGCAAUUCUUAUCUGUUGAAUUUGCUACAUAUGUUUUAAUGACGGCUAUUAAUAAAAUAAUUCCAUUAAUUUGAUAAUGUGUCAGAAAUUGAUUAAAGUGUGGAUUCCCCACAAUGCGAAGAUAUAUUACAAUGUCUCAAAAUGUUGUGCUGUGAUAUCUUGCAAUAUAUAAUCAUACAGCUACAUUUUUUUUUUGAUUAUAUUGUGGACUUUGUUUUCGGCAUUUAUUACAAUCGGAAAGUAAAGAAGGUGCCAGCAAUAAAGAACAGUCUGUUGUUAGAAAGUGCUAUCUCUUUAGCAGAGAAAAUCAGGACAAAAAAAGUUACAUCAGAGGAAAUUGUAAGGGCUUAUAUUGAAAGAUGCAAAGAAGUGAAUAGCUUGAUAAACGCAGUUGUAGAGGAUAGAUACUCAGAUGCAAUUAAAGAGGCCAAAGGAGUGGAUGCCAUGAUAGAAAAAUGUACAGAUUUUGAAAAAAUAAAGAUAACAUUGCCAUUUUUUGGAGUUCCUUUUACUACAAAAGAAAGCAAUCGUGCUAAAGGAUUAAUCCAUUCCAUGGGCUUGCUCUGCCGCCGUAAUUGUCGUUCUGAGGAUGAUGCCACGACAGUUCGUUUCCUCAAAGAGGCUGGUGGAAUUUUGAUUGCAAAGACCAAUGUUCCUGAGCUCAAUUUAUGGAUAGAAACGAGGAAUAAUCUAUAUGGACAGACAAAUAAUCCUUACGAUAUUACUAGAACAGUAGGAGGCAGCAGUGGUGGGGAGGGAGCUAUAGUAGCAGCAUGCGGUGCUCCAUUUUCCAUCUGUAGUGAUAUAGGAGGUUCUACAAGGAUGCCUGCGUUCUUUAACGGAUUAUUCGGCCACAAGCCUAGUGAAGGAUUGACGCCAGUAGCAGGAAUUGGAUUGCGUGAGAAUGAUUAUCCAGACACUAUGGUAGCAGCCGGGCCACUCUGUAAGAAGGCUGAAGAUCUAGCACCCUUAUUAAAGGUAUUAAUCAGUCCUAAUGUACAUAGAUUAAAACUGGAUGAGCCAGUGAAUGUGCAGAAUCUAAAAGUAUUCUACCAAGAGAGUUCCGGCGAUUUAAGAGCAAGCAAAAUCAACAGGACUAUGCAAGCAACAUUAAUUAAAGUGGUACAACAUUUCAGAGAACUCACAGGUUCUGCUACAAAGAUUAAAAUACCAGGCUCUGAGUAUAGCUACAAACUGUGGAGAUAUUGGAUGACUCGCGAAAAUGUUAAUUUUAAAUUGAAUAUAACAGAUCAAAAGUAUGUCACUAGUGCAAAAAAAGAAAUUUUUAACCUACUUACUGGAAACUCACAAUUGACAUUGGCCGCUAUCAUUAAAUUGAUAGAUGAGGAUUUUUUACCUCAGGAGAAUAGUGAAUGGGCAAAACGCGUCACUGCAAAAAUGAAACAGUUCUUGAUGGAGAAAUUGGAUGAUAAUGGAGUACUAUUUUAUCCUUCGGCUCCAUUUCCUGCCAGUUAUCAUUAUUCCACAUACUUAAGACCCUUCAAUUUUGGCUAUUGGUGUCUAUUUAAUGUUUUGCGAUUCCCAGCUUGUCAAGUGCCUCUGGGCCUGGACGAACAAGGUUUGCCAAUCGGUAUUCAGGUAAUAGCAGCUCCUUAUAAUGAUCAUCUAUGCUUCGCAGUGGCCAAAGAACUUGAAGCAACGUUUGGUGGAUGGGUUCCACCAUCAUGAAUUGUAUAAAAAAUACCAUCUUUUUAUUAAGGCUCCUGUUUCUUUAUUGCAAUCAUAUUAUGUUAUUAGAAGCGAAAAAUCAUUAAAAUUUUUUCUUUUGGAAUACAAUAGAAGCCAUUUUAAAGCGUUAGAGAGGCAAAAAAUUCGAUAAUUAUUUACAAAAGAAAAUAUUUUAUUGACAACCUUGAUCUUUAUAUAUAUUGUAAAGGUGAGGAUAUUGAUUCACAUUAGUUGUAAUUUGCGCUCGUACAUAGUUUUUAUUAAAUAUAAUUAAAUAAAUGUUAUCUAAAUAUGUCAACGAUUUCACGCAAAAUGAGAUUUUUCUCACAAAAAUUAAUGCAUGGACAACGAACAAGUUAUGCCUCUCUCUUUGCAUCCAUAAUGCAAUACAUAUAUGUACACUAGACAGGAUGUUUCACAUAAAGUGUUACAAGGUUAUAUUUUAUAGUUUAAUUCGAUAUAAUUUUUUUUACAUAAGCUGUGAAAUAUGUCAUAAAUUAUUCAAUUUUUAGCCAUUCUACUCUGAUAAGUUUUUACGCCGAUUAUUGUGAGGAAUUGAUUUAUAUAAAAAAA
Molecule: messenger RNA, 2303 nt
Organism: Formica exsecta
Lineage: Eukaryota; Metazoa; Arthropoda; Insecta; Hymenoptera; Formicidae
Product: fatty-acid amide hydrolase 2
Exons: 9
Coding region: 183-1730 (515 amino acids)
Source: RefSeq, a predicted model, not a curated record